This is a messenger RNA of Cebus imitator (Panamanian white-faced capuchin), 2136 nucleotides long. RefSeq names its product protein transport protein SEC31-like. Lineage: Eukaryota; Metazoa; Chordata; Mammalia; Primates; Cebidae. The coding region runs from base 1 to 762 and encodes 253 amino acids. The transcript has 3 exons. The record is from RefSeq and is a predicted model, not a curated record.
AUGGCCCCGGCUCGCCGCCGCCGCCUCCCCGCGCCGCCCGCCGCCCCCCACCCUCGCUCGGCUCCCGGAGGCCGGAGGACCGCGGGGCUGACCACACGCGCGCCGGCCGCCCCGGCCCCGGCCCCGGCCCCGCGCCUGCGCCUGACCGCGGUCGGUUCGCCCCCCGCAGUCCACCUGCCCGCCGCCUGCGCCCGGCGGGCCUCCCACCCCGGGCCCUCCGGAAGCACGCCCGCUGUUCGCGCAGACUUUCAGGGUCCUCCCGGGCCCGGCGCAGACCGUUCCUUCGUCCACCGCUCCGGAACGGCCCCGGCGUCUCCGCCCCGCCUCGCGCUGGCUAGUUCCCAUUCCUUCGCCAAACCCGCCGACGCCACCGCUGGGUUCUUCUGUCCUGAACUCGGCUACAACAGACACGAUUUUGAGGGCUCGGUUCCCAGGCCCUGUUCCCGGUGGGGAAAAAGGUUCGUCGCCCAUCUCGCCCUCCUCCAUGACCCCUCCCCAAUAGAAAUUCAGGCAAGGGGUGCGGGGCCCCGCUGGGAGUUUCCGACGGCCGUUCACCCGCUUAGGAUGAGCCCGCCUCACUGCGGGCCGCCCUGCUCCUCUCCCACCUCCCGGGGGGUGCCUUGGCGACCUGAAGGUGCGGGCGUCCAGAGCUGCCAAAGCCCGGCUGCUUCCCCGCGCUCCCUUGCUCGCCCACGAGGGUCCCUCCGGCUCCCCGCGCCGCCGCCCGCUCUGGUCCCGCCACCCGCGUUUCAGCUUAGAUGAGGGGUCAGGCUGCGGGCUCGGUGACAUUAGCAGGUGUGAUGACAAAAAGCAAAUAAAUAUGUCUAAGAGCUUAAAACUUCCCCAGGCCAGUCUCCAUCUCCACACGCGCGGGGCUGCCGGCUCGCAGAGAUAACGGGUGUGUCUGGGGGAAUGUACGGGAUCGCACCUGCGGGGUGGUUCAGAGAUUCUGGGGGAUACGCACAAAAGAGUUCCCGCUCCUUGUGCACACGCCUGAGAUUUGCCUUCGCUGGAUGGUUCGAAUGGGAUAGAAGAAGAGAAAUGAGGGAAAGAAACGGAGUAGCAGAAAAGAGCCGGGCCUCCCUCCCAUCCGCGCGGCGAUUCUGCAUUUCAGUGAGUUUAGGAGAGACCCUCCCGGAAGCUGAAUCCUAGGUCGUUCACUAGAAGUUGGGGGAAGUGGCGAGUUUAGCAGGCUGCGAAGAAGCGUGUGUGACGCAUUUAACACCUCCGCUCCCCCUAAUUGCCGAACAUCUCUAAACUCCAAGGACUUGUUCGGGGCCCUUUUGUCUCCUCGGUUCCAAUCCGGGCUUCUUCACGUUGGCAGGAAAAUUCAAAUUGCAGCUUCGCUGUUACAUGUGAAGGACGCUGACGUGUAGCAGGCGCAUCUCGGUGCCACCUGAACAGUUAAAAAUUAGUUUCAUAAUGGACAUUGACAUCGAGGGAAGGAGGACCUGCCCCUUCUAGAAUUAGCCUUUGGAGGAGGGAGGGUUACGCCGAGGUUGCUCUGAAUCCCGAUGCAGCUGCCUCCUGGCCUGCUGUGCGCCGGGGUCUCUGGAGACUCCCUUUCCAGGUGCUUUGCAGGCCAAGUCACUGGUGGGUUGGAGAAGCACCGACAGGAGACUCAGUACUUGCUGGUGGCCAAGGACACUAGACAGGGGCGAGGGUGGUGGUGAAGCCCCAUGAUCUGAACACUUAAUUCGUGUCCAGCCAGCCCCCCAGUCCGGCAGCCUGACGGUCUUAGCCCCCUUGGACGAGGCUUUAAGCAGACUUCAGCCUGGAGGAGACUGAAGUGGUCUUCCUCAACACCUCAACGUUUGGUGAAUUCGGUCUUUAAGCUGUUUUUUGCACUGCUAGCGGUGCGCGGAGAUGAACGCAGCGAUUACGGAUGCUUUGUUUUCCGAGUGCGGGAAAUGCCUUCGGCCCGGAGUUUUGCAACAGGCAAUCGUGCCCGGCUGCCCCCUCCCCCAUCAGCCCUGUCGCCUCCUGCUCUUCCCUGACUCCUCCCUCCUACGGCCCAGUGAAGUGUAAACAGCUUGUUAUGUAAAUUGCAAAUCGAACAGCAGUGGUGUUCUCCGCUCUCCGCUUUGGGUAUAAAAGUUGCCGUUGUGAAAUUAGUAUCUGGCAUGCAAAAAAAAA